This is a messenger RNA of Corylus avellana, 2533 nucleotides long. RefSeq names its product tubby like protein 3 (gene TLP3). Gene Ontology annotation, molecular function: protein binding. The record is from RefSeq and is a predicted model, not a curated record. Lineage: Eukaryota; Viridiplantae; Streptophyta; Magnoliopsida; Fagales; Betulaceae.
GGUGGACCCCGGUAGGGACAACUGACUGACCAAACGAAAACCUAGGCCUCUGUACCAUGAUGCCAUUUCCUUCCAUCUUAGUUCUUACAUUACUGUAAAUUACCAAAAUGGGGUUUUCUGUCCCUGACCCGAAAUCCGGGCUUUCUUUGCCUUAGCAUGUUUCCGUAACAGUGCCUCUGAGGUUUGUUUGUCGGUUUUGUUUUUUGUCUGUUUGUUUCAAUUAUCUGUAAAGUUCCGCAAGUUGUUGUAAAUGUUUGAUGUUCACUUUCUGUAGGGUGGUUGGUAAUGUUUUGGAGAGGGAUUUGUUAGAAAAAUAGAAAAAGAACUGAAAAUUUUGUUGUAUUUGGCGGUUUAGUUAGUUGCUUUUUGGUGGGUAUCAUCAAGUUCCUGGAUUUAUUGGUCCAAAUUGACAAUUCAAGUCGAGUUUUGGGUUUACUCUGGAUCUGGGUUCUGGUUAUGGUACUGUUUUAGAUAAAUUAUGUUUGUUUCUCACAUUUUGGGGGUAUAGAAUUUGUGGUGACGGUUGGUCAAUGUUACCAAAGUAUGGUUUUUUAGCUUUUGGGGCUUCUGUAUUCCCUUUUUUUGGUGAGAAAUUUUGGAAUUUAAUGGCUUAGUAUUAUGUAUAUAUCAUUUUGGGAGUGAUUUUGGUUGAUUUCGAUAUUUUACAGCAAGAAUUUAAGUGUCAUUUUCUUCAAUGUAGAGAUCUUGGCUUUUUUUUUUUUUUUUGAUAAGUAAGAGAUCUUGGCUUUUGCUUCUGCAUAUAUGAUUAUUAGUUUUUAAUAACUUCUUAUAUUUGGUGAGAAAUGUGGGUUACUUUGGAGGGAGUGGGGAUAUUUUGAUACAACUUUUCUGUUGUUUGAGGUGUAGAGAGUUGAGGACUAAAGAGGUAUCAAAUGUCGAUUAAGAGCAUUAUUCAGGAUAUGAGGGGAGAGUUUGGGAGCAUUUCCAGAAAAGGGUUUGAGGUGAAGUUUGGGUAUGGGAUGAGAUCCAGGUCCCUCCGGGUAGUCCAGGAUAGCUCGGUGGUGGCAAUUGAUGCUUUUAAGCAGAGCUGUUGGGCUAACUUACCGCCAGAGCUUUUGAGGGAUGUGUUAAUGAGGAUAGAGGCCUCUGAAGAUACCUGGCCUCCCCGGAAAAAUGUGGUUGCUUGUGCUGGUGUUUGCAGGAGCUGGAGAGAUAUCAUGAAAGAAAUUGUGAGAUCCCCAGAAAUUUCAGGCAAGUUGACAUUUCCAAUCUCCUUGAAGCAGCCUGGCCCAAGGGACUCCCUCUUUCAGUGUCACAUCAAACGGAAUCGUAGCAGCCAAACAUAUUAUCUUUAUCUUGGCUUAAAUCAAGUUUCAACUGAUGACGGCAAGUUCCUUCUUGCUGCGCGGAAGUGCAGACGCCCUACUUGCACAGAUUACAUUAUCUCUUUAAAUUCUGAUGAUGUGUCAAAAGGGAGUAGCACCUAUGUGGGAAAGCUGAGAUCAAACUUUCUUGGAACAAAAUUCACAAUCUAUGACGCCCAACCUCCACAUUCUGGAGCAAAAGUCACCAAAUGUCGUUCUACAAGGAUGGUUAAUUUGAGACAAGUGUCCCCCAAAUUCCCCGCUGGCAACUAUCCCAUUGCCCAUAUUUCAUAUGAAUUGAAUGUGUUGGGCUCCAGGGGUCCUAGGAGAAUGCAGUGUGUUAUGGAUGCCAUUCCCGCCUCUGCUGUCGAGCCAGGAGGCGUGGCUCCAACUCAGACUGAAUUCCCUCUCAGCAGCGUGGAUAGUUUUCCAUCCCUUUCUUUCUUCAGAUCAAAAUCAAUCCACAGGGAGAGUUUCCAAUCUGGACAUUUUUCUGGUCAUAGUGAGGGAAGGCUGGUUUUAAGGAACAAGGCUCCUAGGUGGCAUGAACAACUCCAGUGCUGGUGUCUGAACUUCAAUGGACGUGUGACAGUUGCUUCAGUUAAGAAUUUCCAGCUGGUUGCUUCUACCGAGAAUGGAGCUUCUGGGCAAGAGCAUGAGAAUGUCAUUCUCCAGUUUGGAAAAGUGGGAAAGGAUGUAUUCACCAUGGAUUAUCAGUAUCCAAUCUCAGCUUUCCAGGCAUUUGCCAUAUGCCUCAGCAGCUUCGACACUAAGAUCGCUUGUGAAUGACUGAAUAGCAGAUGCAAUAGAAGUUGAUUGGAAGACUAGGGUUGCAGCAUGGACCUCCAACAGCUUGUGCUUUCCUCAAGCUGCCAUCUAGGCAGAUAGGCUUUUUAAUAGUCUCUCUGUACAUACAAAUUGUUGAUGUUACAAGCAAAACAUGCUUAUGCUGAUUGUCUUCUUGCUAACAUAGUUUUUUUUUUUCCUUCUUUCUCUUGGGUUUUUUUAGUGCUUGUCUAGUCUAUUUUGAGUGUGAGAAAUUGGACAGACUACAGAGUUGGGACUAGUUUGUGAGUUUCUUAGUAGUGUUGUGUUCUGGCGGCCUGUGUUUUUUCUUUUCUUUUCUUUUUUAUAAAUGCUGUUGGGUUCUGCUUUUUGUUUAAUUUGCAUAUGCCUUACCAUCCUUAAUACAUAUGUUUCUUGAACUA